GUGCGAUGUGACUGGUAUGUGUAUGCGUUUCUGUCAUCCUUACCUUGGGUGGGGAAGGAGCUCUAUGAGAAAAAGGAUACUGAAAUGGAGCAGAUCUUGUCUACUGUUGAAAACUAUCUGAAACGGCGUCAGAAGAACCACGUGCCCAUGCUACAAGUUUGGUCUGCUGAUAAACCACAUCCACAAGAAGAGUACUUAGAUUGCCUUUGGGCUCAGAUUCAGAAAAUGAAGAAGGACCACUGGCAAGAGAGGCACAUUCCAAGGCCAUACCUGGCGUUUGACAGCGUGCUUUGUGAAGCGCUGCAGCACAACCUGCCUCCUUUUACGCCCCCACCCCACACCGCAGAUUCCGUUUACCCGAUGCCAAGAGUCACCUUCCGAAUGUUUGACUACACUGAUGAUCCUGAAGGACCAGUUAUGCCUGGGAGCCACUCUGUUGAAAGAUUUGUGAUUGAAGAAAACCUCCACUGCAUCAUCAGAUCAUUUUGGAAAGAGAGAAAGACAUGUGCUUCCCAAUUAACCAGCUAUCCAGGAAACAACAAGAUCCCUCUGAAUUACCACAUUGUUGAGGUAAUUUUUGCUGAGUUGUUUCAGCUUCCUAUUCCGCCUCACACGGAAAUCAUGUACACUACGCUUUUUAUUGAACUCUGUAAACUUCAGCCUGGAUCUUUACCUCAAGUUCUUGCACAAGGUACGGAAAUGCUGUACAUGCGCUUAGAUACAAUGAAUACCAUCUGCAUAGAUCGGUUUAUGAAUUGGUUUUCCCACCAUCUUAGUAAUUUUGAGUUCCGUUGGAGCUGGGAAGAUUGGUCAGAUUCUGUUUCUGAGGUUCUUGACAGACCCAAGCCUAAGUUUGUAAAAGAAGUACUGGAAAAAUGCAUGAGGCUUUCCUACCAUCAGCGAAUAAUAGAUAUCGUUCCUGCUAGUUUUUCAGUCCUUACUCCGGCAAAUCCAGCAUGUAUUUAUAAAUAUGGAGACGAAAGUAACAAAUCUCUUCCUGGAUACAACGUUGCACUCUGUGUAAGCAUUGCCAUUAAAAACAAAGCAAGUAAUGAUGAAAUCUUCGCCAUUCUGAAGGAUGUGCCCAAUCUGAAUCAGGAUGAUGAUGAUGAUGAAGGCUUCUCAUUCAAUCCUUUAAAAAUAGAAGUUUUUGUCCAGGCACUAUUGCACUUCGCGUCAAAGUCAUUCAGUCACUCCUUCAGUGCUCUGGGAAAAUUUCGAGAAGUCCUCAGAACUUUGGCUGAAAGUGACGAAGGGAAGCUUCACAUUCUCAGAGUGAUGUAUGAAGUAUGGAAGAAUCAUUCUCAGAUGAUUGCUGUACUGGUGGAUAAAAUGAUUCGAACACAGAUUGUGGAUUGCGCUGCAGUGGCAAAUUGGAUUUUUUCUCCAGAGCUAUCUCAUGAUUUUACAAGAUUUUAUAUUUGGGAGAUCUUACACUCUACCAUUCGUAAGAUGAACAAGCAUGUGAUGAUGAUCCAAAAGGAGCUAGAAGAAGCCAAAGAAAGAUUAGCCAAGCAAAAGAAAAGACGUGAUGAUUCUCGAAGGAAUGAGAGAGAAAGUUGGCCCCUUGAAGAACAGAUUGAACGCUUGCAAGAAAAAGUUGAAUCAGCUCAAAGUGAACAAAAAAACCUCUUCCUUGUAAUAUUCCAGCGUUUUAUUAUGAUCCUAACUGAACAUCUAGUACGAUGUGAAACAGGAGGGAUCGAUGUAAUUACACCUUGGUACAGGAACUGUAUAGAGAGGCUGCAGCAAAUUUUCUUACAGCAUCAUCAGAUCAUCCAACAGUACAUGGUGACCUUGGAGAACCUUCUAUUUACUGCAGAAUUGGAUCAUCACAUACUGGCUAUAUUUCAGCAGUUCUGUGCACUCCAGGGCUGAGUAACUUUUUUUUUUUGUAUAGGACUUAAUUUCAUCUUGUUAAGUUUAAGAUGGAUUCUUUGAUAAGAAAGGAAAAAAAAUCUUUUAAUCUGAAAAUACAUUAGCUGUGCUGUCCUAGAUAAACUACGCAGUGCUUGAAUGGGAUGACUUGGGGCAGUAGGGGCCUUAUGCUAGUUAUGAUUGCCAGGUGAUUGGGAUGAAAUAAUGCGUAGAUUUCUAAUUUUGAAAUGGUUUGAAUGUUGACUCUGCCAUAGCAUCUGCUUUGUUCCCUCCUAUUGUUUGUAUAAAAAAUAAAAAAUAGAUAAUAA
Protobothrops mucrosquamatus (brown spotted pit viper) is the source of this 2186-nucleotide messenger RNA. RefSeq names its product nuclear cap-binding protein subunit 1. Gene Ontology annotation, cellular component: nucleus; nuclear cap binding complex. Gene Ontology annotation, molecular function: mRNA binding; RNA cap binding. The annotation marks the transcript as partial. The transcript has 18 exons. Lineage: Eukaryota; Metazoa; Chordata; Lepidosauria; Squamata; Viperidae. The record is from RefSeq and is a predicted model, not a curated record. Gene Ontology annotation, biological process: regulation of mRNA processing; mRNA export from nucleus; nuclear-transcribed mRNA catabolic process, nonsense-mediated decay.